UCAUCGAGUACAAGACGGAUCUUAAGUCAAUAAUGUCACAUUACAAGAUAUUUGCGUGGGGAGAUGGUAAAGGAAUAGCUCCAUUCGAUGUGUCCUCCACCAUACUUAAUUACUUAAUAAACGAACGGACACUGAACGAAACAUUUGAAAUAGUUCCCAACUCUAACAUUUUCAACUCCCACUCAGGGAGACUUCCUAUUCUCAUAGGACCUGAAUCGUUUCAGAUCGAAGGUUUUGCUGAAAUUUGGAAUUUCAUUGUAUGCAGUUCUCAAACAGGAGAUGAAAAGGUUGAAAGAGACAAUCCUGCACUUCAAAUAUUGCGUAGGGCUUAUAUGGAUGAGAUUACCCGAGAUUUGAACACCAUAACUCUGUACAACUACUUUGUAGUGAAAAGGAACUAUGAAGGAUUCACUCGUGGCUCGUUCAAGGAAUAUCUGCCUUGGCCCACCCAAUACAAACCACCACUCGAUUUUCGUCACCAUGCCCAAGAGUUGUGCCUCAAUGAAGGUAUAAUCGAUGACGAUCUGGUGAAUCCGAAGUAUAAUUUCAUGGCGCCUGACUUGGAAGACGAACUACAGCAGUUAAGGAAAGAAGAAAAGAAUUUGCGUGAAACGCCCGUUAUCAAUGAUAUGCAGAAAUUAGAAAUCGACAAGCAACUUGAUAUAAUAAGUCAGAAAAAGUGUAUUAUUGCUAAUAUGCAAUGUAUUAAAAAAUUAAAAGAAAUCAUUCAAAAGCACGAAGAAAUUAUGCCCACUCUCGAUGACAAGAUUAUCCAUACCAUUCUUCUUAUUUACCUCAGACGCAACAUUGAAAGUCAACUGCCAGAAAACUUUAUCUCCAUUUGGCUCAAGCGUGAAUACCCUGAAUUAAACGAAGAGGUCAGUGAAUUGAAUCUCUCUGAAAGUAUGCCUGAAAGUAAUAAAAUAUCUUUAACGACUGCUCUUGGCAGUUAUGUCUCCCAAAUUAUAUAACCAUUUAUAAAUUUUCUUGUUAGACGUCCUGUCCUAACUGUUAACGUUCUUCACACCACGAUGUACAUAGUAAAAGAGAAUCGAGCCAUCUGAAUCCACUAUGGCCAUUAGGAUUUUGUCUAUGCUCUCAAACUGUUUGUGUUCGGCUUCUUCAAUACCCUUGAAUAACAAGUCCAAAUUCUCGAGUGUUAAUUUUUUCCUCCCGCUGAUAGCUAGAACGUACUCAA
Molecule: messenger RNA, 1198 nt
Organism: Pichia membranifaciens NRRL Y-2026
Lineage: Eukaryota; Fungi; Ascomycota; Pichiomycetes; Pichiales; Pichiaceae
Exons: 1
Coding region: 33-971 (312 amino acids)
Cellular component (GO): SAM complex
Source: RefSeq, a predicted model, not a curated record